Messenger RNA from Macrosteles quadrilineatus (aster leafhopper), 591 nucleotides. RefSeq lists its product as uncharacterized. The coding region runs from base 69 to 527 and encodes 152 amino acids. NCBI's taxonomy places the organism in Eukaryota, Metazoa, Arthropoda, Insecta, Hemiptera, Cicadellidae. The record is from RefSeq and is a predicted model, not a curated record. The transcript is spliced from 2 exons.
UUACUCUCCCUCUCUUGACAUUUUCGAUAUCGUUCUAAAUUCCAAAUAUUUGGUUUGAUAGUUCAGCGAUGGCGGAGUGCCCCACAGCGGUGAUACUAGCGGCUUUCCUGUUGUCCUCAGGAUUUCACAUCUUCACCAGGUCCUACGAGAAGGUCGAGGGCUGCGGAUGUGUUACCCUCUCCUCUAUACUCUUCCUGACUGCAGUGUUCGCUUGGGUCUCGGCGACCAAUAUCAACAUCUUCCGUUGCAGGUUACCGGAGAAAUACAAUUUCUUCUACGAGUUCAUCAUCUCGAUGUUCAUCUUCGAGAUGGCGCUGCGGCUGUUCUGGGAGCCCCUGGAGUGCUUUCUGUCCACUACACUCCCGUCAGCCCUGGAGUCCUGGCUGAUGGGGGACGGAGAAUGUUGCUUCCUGGGGCUCUACUGCCCAGGAGAUUCGCUCUUGUUCGUUCUACUCGUCUACGCCACAGCGUUGUCGUUCGUCUGGUCUGUACUCUACGGCUACGGAGUUUUGAGCGUCAAACUUUAAUGAGCUGUUGGAAACAAUUGUAUAUUUUGAAUAAUUGGGUGAAUAAAUGCUCUUAGUAACUAUU